Molecule: messenger RNA, 3636 nt
Organism: Linum trigynum
Lineage: Eukaryota; Viridiplantae; Streptophyta; Magnoliopsida; Malpighiales; Linaceae
Source: the annotation of a GenBank genome assembly
CAUGAUCAAAACCAACUCUGCAAGUGCCAGCCUAUGUUAGCAACUAGCGAACAUGAUAUAGAGUUUUAACAAAAAAAAUAUGCUUUGUAGAAGAGCCUGAUUUCAUUACGUCUAACCUUUCAUAACAGACUUGCCAAUACCAAGUUUGAGAAGGACUGAACUGAACACUAGACUCCACAAAAGAACUAAAAAGGUGAUUUAUCCUGUCGAUUCAAAAGUUGGAUUUCCUGAGUUGCAGCCUCCAGGACCUAGAAGAGGUAGAAUCCAUUUUGCCGAGAAACAGAAAGCAAGCAGGCACAUUAAUAGAACUCUUCAGAUUGCUUUGCCGAACUAUAACCAUGAUGCACAUUAAUUGACUGCUGCCGAAGGCCCUCUCGCGAUCAUGUAUGUAAGUAAACCUCGGGGUAGUAAUCGAUGAUUCAUUCAUCUCUUGCUGUAGAUUACGAUCCAUCAUGAUCUGUUACAUACACCAACUCUUCUGCAUAGUACUGUACAACCAACAAAUCCAGUUAGCAAUGAUGGCAGAAACAUUUCAUUUCAUUUAGAGUCCUCACCUCUCUAAACAUCACUACAAAACAUAGUAAAGUUAAACUGAAAGACAGCAAGCAAACUUCCAUUCUACAUUAUCAAAUGCACGAGUCAUACAAGAUUAUCUUUCACAAAUGGGGGGAAAUAAAGUCAAGCUUAAGUUGACGUAGUCUACCUAAGUGAAGUGUCGGACAAAAACCUUCUUUUUUCCCCACAGCUUGACUAUAUCCCGACUCAUUACAACAACUGAACUCAAGAAUCUAUCAACCGAGCAAAGGAAUCAAGUUAAAUGACGAAAAUCCAAAUCGCCAGGUACCCACUAAUCGUAAUCAUAAACUGACACUUUGAUUGCGACUCAAAGGGAAUGAAAGGGGAGAGAAGCGACCUACCUCCCUCAGCAUUCGGCCGUUGAUUAGUAAGAGAUUGGAGGCAUCGGUGACUGAAGUAAGAUUGGUACCUGGGAGGAGUUCGGACAAGAAAGUUGCAGCGCAACUCCCGAGACUCCAAGCCGAUGGAUGAGCGGAGGCAGCUGUAGUCUACCGGAGACGGCGGAAGCCGAGUAGUGACAGGGAGGAGGUCGGGAAGGAGAAGGCGACGAUUCCCGGACUUCUCUCGUAGAUUUCAGAGAGAAUGUCAAAUGGGCCGAGCGAAGCCCACGAAUUCAAUAAUCCAUAUUACUCAUGGGCUGGAUUUGUACAAAAUGGAUCCUUUCCUUUGAGAAGUUGGAAACUAAGAUUCCCUUUCCGAGUCCGAGGAUGAGAGGGACAAGUAAAAGGAAACAAAACAUAUAUAAAAAGGUUUGGGGCUGGAGGUGGUUUCUUUUUCUUUUGGCGAAAAAAACAAAAAAGUAGAAUGUCGAUCUUUGAAGCGGAACAAGGCAGAAAGAGAAGGAGGAACAACUUGGGAAUGGCGACACCGGUGGUCGGCGGCGAAGAAGAAGAAGCAACAACCGACCAAUUUUCGAAACUGCCGGAUGAGUUAGCGGUGGGGAUCCUUUCGCGGUCGGCGACCACAAUGAACGAAGCGGCGAGAUGCAGCAGCCUGCUGGGGAAACGGUGGAGGAACAUGUGGCAGUUGAUCGACAGCGCUGUUCUGGAUUUCAACAAGUCCGACGACGACGACAGGAGAUCCGAGCCGCAGCGGCGGCGGUUCGUGGACCGGGUCGACCAAGCCAUCGGUUUGAUCCGACAGUCCAAAACCAGACUGGACGAGUUGAAGAUUGUGUUCAAGUUUACCGAGAUGGAAGAGGCUGGGUGGAGGUGGAUCCAAUUCGGUCUGGGCGAGGGAGUCAAACGGCUUACCCUACUGUCUCUGUUGCGCCCCGGUUGGGAGGCUCGCGACGCGAUCCCUGUCCCCCUCUUCACCCCUGAAUUCGUCGCCAAGCAAGACCUCAGCCGCCUCGAGGUUUUGGAGUUUCAGGGCGUGUCCAUGAUUCCUGGAGGAACUCUGGAUCAUGUCUUGUCACGCUGCCACUCACUGCAGCACCUGUCUCUCAACAAUUGCUCCUUCCACGACGAGGAUACAGUGAUCAGAAUUUGUCGUCCCAACAACGACAGCCUGCAGACGCUGACAUUUUGGUGUCCAGAAGAAGAGUUCCACAAUGUCACUAGGAUUGAAAUCGUUUCUGCCCCUGGUCUUCGUAGUUUGAAGGUGGGUGGAGGACCAGUCGUCCGAAGGGUCGAAUUCGGGGACGACAUUCCUCAACUUCGGGAAUUUGAGUAUUGUAGGCACAUCCAGUUUGCGGCGGAUGGUGAUGACCCCUGCUACUUCCCGUGGUCUCGGUCUGAAUCCAACAAGUUUGCGCCUCGAUUGCAGUUUCUCAAGUACGACCUCACCACUGACAACUUUAAACCUCUAUCUGCUCGGGCUCCUGAAUGGUUGCGGUUUGAGAAGCUCACGGUGUUGGAUUUAUCCAUAUAUAUAGACUUUGCUGGUACAAGUAUGUUGGAGUGCACGGCCCUGCUGAGGGCAGCUCCAAUGUUGCGCCAACUGUUCAUAUCGUUCAUACAUUUGUGCUACUACAAUAAGUGGGAGGAUCCUGAGCAGGAGUUGCCAACUUGGAAGCAUCACUCUCUGCAGGUGCUUCAGCUGCACGGGGUGCAUCCUAGCGACUGGCAGGUUGUUGAUUGUCGCAAACCUCAGAUGGAGCUCGCUGCCUACAUCAUUAUGGCCUCGCUUUCACUGAAGCAGGUCCUUAUUGAUACCAAAAAUUUAAGAUCCACUGCCCCCAGGGAACCACUUCAGGUUGAUGCUCAUAUCUCUGAAGCUAAGAUGGAAUUGGAAGCUCGACUCAGCUCUCACACCACCACCUCCCAAAUUCACUUCACUUAUCUAUAAGUACUUGUUUCUCUGUCAAGAGGAAGAAGAUGAAGCAACAGCAGAAGAAGAAGAACAAGAAGUAUGUUCAAGGGUUCUAGAUUUUUCCUAGGAGCUGUUUGUAGUCUACUGUAUAUUAACAAGAGAUAUGUGGAUUUCAAACUUGGGACUAGUUCUGAAUCAAAUUUACUGAUGGGGUUCAAGGGUUGUUUGGCAAAAUCUCCUGUUUGUGUGUGUUUUUGCUGCGUUUUCUUGUUUGGGUUCCUGAACUUGGCAGAUACGCUGAUGCUCGUGUUGAUCUAGUUCAUUGUGCGGUACAUUACUGACUUCUGCAGCAGGUAACUUCUGUUCUCGAUAUUGGACAAUUUGAAUGUUGAAUGCAUCAAUGCUUUCCAAUUUCUGUGUGAGUGUGGAAUGCUUGUUUAUGUUGAGUUAUUGACAAAUGAAUGGUAGGUAGCUUGGUACCCACAAUCUCUACAUGUUGAGCCUAGUUUGUUAGGUCCUGUAAUUUUGAACUGUGACUCUCCUUUAGUGCCUUCUAAAUUAUUAGGUUUCUUGCAUACUCCACUUUGGCCACUUCGUUAGAGGGAAGUAGGUGAUUCAGGACGAGAAGCCAUGGUCAUCAAAUCUAAUAUGUAGACGCUAGUACUGGUUACUGGGUCUCUUGGAGAUAUCUGUUGGCUGUGGAAGUGCAAUUUAGUCUAUCAAAAGUACCCAAUUAUCGUGUUAGGAAACCAGUUGACUUCAUUACGAGGAUCUUGAGAACUGAUGUAAUAGAAGCAUGUUGAUUUG